AUGUCAGCAAGCUCGGAGUCCGAGGCGCGCAGCGGCAAUGGCGUUGCCACGUCUCCGUCCAUCGAGCCACCAGGGGAAGCCACGGAAUUCCCCGCGUUUCUGCCGCCGCAAGUGACGGAGCUUGAGGAGGAGGCGGCUCGCCAGCUGGCCCGGCGCGUUCAGAGGCUGCCAGUACAGACCAAACUGGCUUCAGAACCAAUCAUGAGCAGCUGCAUCGUGCCAAAAAACUUCGGCCAGACAGCCGUCCCCAUCCUUCUCUUCCACGGAUUUGACAGCUCAUGCCUGGAGUGGCGGCGGGUGUAUCAGCGUCUGGAGGAGGGGGGGGCAGAGCCAUGGGCGGUGGACACUCUGGGCUGGGGUUUCUCAGACACCACCAAGGAUCGAGGAAUUCAGUCCUUCUCCGUAGAUGCCAAGAGGGAGCAUCUGUACCAGUUCUGGCGGCAACACCUAGGGGGGCGCCCAGCUCUGCUGGUUGGUCCUAGCCUUGGGGGUGCUGCUGCCAUCGACCUGGCUGUGAACCAUCCCGAUGUGCCAGCAGGUCUCCUCCUGCUGGACGCACAGGCGUUUCAGGAGGGCGUGGGUCCUCUUGCUGCCCUGCCUAAGUUCCUAGCCUACGCUGGGGUAGCUCUGCUGAAAAGCGUGCAGCUGCGCAUGUCAGCAAUUAAGAUGGCAUUCCAUGACAAGACACUGUCAACAGAAGACGCAAUGAAUGUCGGCCGCUUGCAUUGCCUGAUGCCUGACUGGGCUGACGCAAUGGUUGAUUUCAUGCGCUCCGGCGGUUACCACGUGUCCAAGAGAGUGGGCGAGGUGUCACAGCCAUGCCUUGUGGUAUGGGGGAGCGAGGAUGAAAUUCUUGAACCGAGCCUGGCAGAGCGUUUCAAGGCAGAGCUACCAGACUGCAGGGACGUGGUGCAUCUUCAAGGCUGCGGGCAUAUUCCGCAUGUGGAGAGGCCUGCUGACGUGGCACAGCUGAUUCUGGAGUUCUGCUCGCAGCUGCAGGGGGAGCGGGAGAGAGACGGCGCAGAGGAAGAAAAGGUGGCUGUGGCCUAG
This is a messenger RNA of Closterium sp. Naga37s-1, 1050 nucleotides long. The record is from the annotation of a GenBank genome assembly. NCBI's taxonomy places the organism in Eukaryota, Viridiplantae, Streptophyta, Zygnematophyceae, Desmidiales, Closteriaceae.